GCAGCCGCAGGUGGGGCCGGGCCGGGCCGGCGGCGGCGGAGUCUGGCUCCGGCGGCGGCGGCAGGACGAUGGCCCGCGGGGACUCGGAGCAGGUGCGCUACUGCGCGCGCUGCUCCUACCUGUACCUCAAGUUCUCGCUCGUCAUCUACGCCUCCUUCUUCUGGUUUGUAGGUGCCUUAAUUCUCUCCGUGGGGAUCUACGCGGAAGUCGAGCGCCAGAAAUACAAGACCCUCGAAAGUGCCUUCCUUGCGCCCGCCAUCAUCCUCAUCCUCCUUGGGGUCAUCAUGUUCAUCGUCUCCUUCGUGGGGGUCUUGGCUUCCCUCCGGGACAAUUUCUGUCUCCUCCAGGCGUUCAUGUACAUCUUGGGGAUCUGCCUCAUCAUUGAGCUCAUCGGGGGCGUGGUGGCCCUGACCUUCAGGAACCAGACGAUCAAGUUUCUGAAUGACAACAUCCGAAGGGGAAUUAAGAAUUACUACGAUGACCUGGACUUUAAGAACAUCAUGGACUUUGUUCAGGAGCGGUUUAAGUGCUGCGGGGGAGAAGACUACAAAGACUGGGCCAUGAACCAGUACCACGACUGCGAGGCUCCCGGGCCCCUGGCUUGUGGGGUGCCGUACACCUGCUGCUUCAGAAACACGUCUGACGUCAUCAACACCAUGUGCGGCUACAAAACCAUCAACCAGGAGCGCCUGAGCGUCCUGGACGUGAUCUACAUCCGCGGCUGCACCAAUGCUGUGAUCAUCUGGUUCAUGGACAACUACACCAUCAUGGCUGCCGUCCUGCUGGGCAUCCUGCUGCCCCAGUUCCUGGGCGUGCUGCUCACCCUUCUCUACAUCACGAGGGUGGAGGACAUCAUCUCGGAGCACUCGGUCACCGACGGCCUCCUCGGCAGCGAGAGGAAGGCGGACAUGGAGUUUUCGGGGGCCGGCUGCUGCAUGUGCUACCCUGGGGAGCACCCGCCGGGCCUGUGACGGCCUGCACCGGACUGAGGGGCGGUGGGGAGACCCCCGGAGCCCCAGGCCCCAUCCGCUGAGAGCCCGUUUUCCUGUCCUGACAUUCUCUGGGACUCACAGGGGUCCUGACUCAGCCAUCCUCCUCCUCGGGACAGAGCCGGGGCCAACUGGCUGGAGACCCCGUUCCCGUGCCUUCUGUGGUGGUGACUGAGGGGCCGACUUGGGGUCCGGAGCCCUGGGGCCUCCCACCCCCUGUCUUGGUCUCCAUAGGCGGCUGUCCCGGCCCACUUAUGUCCUGGCUGGGAAGCUUGGGGCCAAGAAGAAGGAAGGUUUCUGGGUUAAGCCCAAGAGGCCAAGUGUGGGAAGGGGCGGUUUGCCCCGAGCUGGCGACCAAGGGCUGCUCCUGGGCACGGAAGUCAGUGUGGCUGGCUCUGUGCGAGCUAUGGGGAGGGUGGGGGGUGAGCAGCCGGGGCCCCCGGCAGCGUCCGGAGCCGCCGCGAGUGUCCCCAGCCAGCCGCAGUGCCUUAGCGCGGCCAUUCUUUCUGUGCUCUGUGCCUUGAGCCCCCACGGGGGCGGCUGCUUCGGAGACCCCUUUUUAUGUGACUUUUGUAAUUGUAGAGUUUUGUACACAAAUAACAGGCCUGUUUGACUAAUGAA
Messenger RNA from Sarcophilus harrisii (Tasmanian devil), 1610 nucleotides. It is a transcript of the gene TSPAN15, whose product is annotated as tetraspanin 15. The record is from RefSeq and is a predicted model, not a curated record. The transcript is spliced from 8 exons. Lineage: Eukaryota; Metazoa; Chordata; Mammalia; Dasyuromorphia; Dasyuridae. Gene Ontology annotation, cellular component: membrane. The coding region runs from base 69 to 971 and encodes 300 amino acids.